Panicum virgatum (switchgrass) is the source of this 1014-nucleotide messenger RNA. RefSeq lists its product as uncharacterized. Lineage: Eukaryota; Viridiplantae; Streptophyta; Magnoliopsida; Poales; Poaceae. The transcript has 3 exons. The record is from RefSeq and is a predicted model, not a curated record. The coding region runs from base 1 to 1014 and encodes 337 amino acids. Gene Ontology annotation, molecular function: protein dimerization activity.
AUGAGGCUUUCUAUGUUCAAUGAGUUUAGCAAGCUGAAGUUACUUGCUGUUGCAGAAACACAAUUUGCCUCAGUUAUUGUUAUGUUGAAGCGAUUCUUAAUGGUCAAGAGGGCUCUCCAGAGCAUGGUGAUUAGUGAUGCAUGGGAGACCUACAGAGAAGACAAUUCAGGGCUGGCACGACAUGUGAGAGAAAAUUCUGAGCGGUGGUGGGAGAAUGUAGCUUACAUUGUUGAUUUCACUGAUCCCAUUUAUGAAAUGCUACGUGUGGCUGACACGGACAAGCCUUGUCUUCACCUUAUAUAUGAGAUGUGGGACACAAUGAUAGAGAACGUAAAGAAAGUGAUAUAUACCAAAGAAAAGAAGCAAGAUGAUGAGCAGUCCACCUUCUUCUCAAUUGUUUUGGCCAUAUUGGUUGACCGCUGGACAAAAACCAACACUCCACUUCAUUGUCUUGCACAUUCUCUUAAUCCAAGGUACUAUCAUGAGAAGUGGAUCAAUGAGCGUGCUGGACAGCUCAAUCAAGUGAAAGAUGAGUAUUCAAGAUUUGCCACUUGCUCUGAAGAACUCAAUGACUUUGACUCCAUUUAUGAUCGAUGGAUACUUGAUCCAGUAAAAUGGUGGGCAAAUCAUGGACAGCCUAUUCCCAUGUUGCAAAAAUUAGCUCUUAAAUUACUCAACCAGCCAGCCUCGUCUUCCUAUUGUGAAAGGAAUUGGAGCACAUAUAGCUUCAUCCACAGCAUGAAAAGGAACAAGUUAACUCCUGAACGUGCUGAAGAUUUAGUCUUUAUACACAACAAUUUAAGGCUGUUGUCAAGGAAGGCAGAAGAGUACAAGUCAGGACCGGCAAAGAUGUGGGAUGUUGGAGGAGAUGGCUUUGAAUCUCUAUCUGGUAUUGGCAUUCUAGAAGUUGCUGAUCUGUCGCUUGAUGAACCCUUGAUAGAGAGUGUGUCUUUUGAAGAUGGGGGCGAGAGCGUGAGCGAUGAUAUGGAGAACCCUGUUAUGGAAGAAGACUAG